Messenger RNA from Phytophthora sojae, 216 nucleotides. RefSeq lists its product as hypothetical. Gene Ontology annotation, molecular function: ATP binding; ATP hydrolysis activity. Lineage: Eukaryota; Oomycota; Peronosporomycetes; Peronosporales; Peronosporaceae. The transcript has a single exon. The record is from RefSeq and is a predicted model, not a curated record. The annotation marks the transcript as partial.
AAGCCGAAGGGUCUCGAAGACAAGCUGAGCCUGUCGGGGCUGCUCAACGUGCUGGACGGCGUCAUCGACUGUCCGGGCCGCAUCGUCAUCAUGACGACGAACCACCCCGAGAAGCUCGACCCGGCACUCGUGCGUCCUGGUCGCGUCAACAAGAAGCUGCUGCUAGGACACAUGGGCCCCAAGCAAGUGCAGCAAAUGAUCGAGUACUACUGCGAC